UGGAAAUGUGACUUAAAACGGCACGUCAUCUCCGGUUAUCACACAUGUGUUUAGAUUUGGUUUUGAAUAAGUCAGAGAUCACGGUUUGUGUAUAGAUAAUCAGAAAUAUGGAAUGUGGAUGCAAUCUAGGUGCAGAAAGAUAAUGAUAAUUCGUAAAUAAAUAUUACUUUGGCAGUUUUUUUCAUAUUAUGAAUUAGAAUUGCAACAUAUAUAUCAUUUCCAUGUAGAUUACGCAACUAUUUGCCGGUCUUUUUUGCUAUCGUUUGAUAUUCUAUCUUUAAGAUCAACAAACAAUAAAAAUGUAUACGUGGGUUAGAUAGCCUAGUACUUAAAUUCAGAAACAGUGCCUACGUGGUUUAAUAUUUUGCUGUACUUAUUUUAUACUAGAAGUAUAUUCAUCAUUAAAAAUGUCUUCCAAUGGUUGUAUUUUCGUCACUGGAGGUGCUGGAUAUGUAGGAAGUCAUUCAAUCUUAGAGCUUCUCAAAAGUGACUAUGAGGUUGUUGCUGUAGAUAAUUUUUCUAAUUCUAGUCCAGGAGAUGACUAUAGUAUGCCUGAAAGCCUAAACAGAGUACAGAAAUUAGCUGGAAAAUCACUAACCUUUUAUAAAAUAGACCUUUUAAAUAGAGAUGAUUUAAGGAAAAUUUUUGAAAAGCAUUCAUUUUCAUGUGUAGUACAUUUUGCAGCAUUGAAAGCUGUUGGAGAAAGCUGUCGUGUUCCACUGGACUAUUACAAAAAUAAUGUGGGUGGAACUAUAACAUUGUUAGAGGUGAUGAAAGAAUUUAAUGUAAAAAGGAUGGUAUUUUCAAGUUCAGCUACAGUUUAUGGUGUCCCAGAAUACUUGCCUAUCGAUGAAUGUCAUCCAGUAGGUUCUACCUGUACAAAUCCAUAUGGGCGAACUAAAUACUUUAUUGAAGAAAUUCUAAAGGAUGUGUGCAAAUCUGAAAAAGGCUGGUAUGUAACAUUACUCAGAUACUUUAAUCCUGUUGGAGCUCAUGAAUCUGGUCAGAUUGGUGAAGAUCCUCAGGGUAUACCUAAUAAUCUCAUGCCUUACAUAUCUCAAGUAGCUGUAGGACGCAUAAAAGAGCUUCAGGUUUUUGGAAACGAUUAUAACACUGUUGAUGGUACUGGUGUUAGAGAUUAUAUUCAUGUUAUGGAUUUGGCUGAAGGUCAUGUUGCUGCAGUGAAUGAAAUUCUGAAGGAGAGUAGUGAUGGCUGCAAGGUUUACAAUCUUGGUACUGGUGAAGGUUAUUCUGUGUUACAAGUGAUCAGAGCUUUUGAAGAUGCUUGCAAUGUAAAAAUUCCUUACAAGAUUGUUGGCCGUCGAGAAGGGGAUGUUGAUAGCAUAUAUGCUGAUGUUUCAUUGGCAGAGAAAUGCUUAGGAUUCAAAACAAAACGUUCUUUGAAAGAUAUGUGUGCUGAUACUUGGAGAUGGCAAUCAAAUAAUCCAAUGGGAUACAAGACUUCAUAAUUAUUCAAAAUUUAUAAGAUUGAAUACAUCUUUGAAUAUAUACUUUUUUUUUGCACCAAAAAUAUGAAACUAGUCUUCUCAUACUAAAUGUGUUUUAUGAUUUUUAUCUAAAUGUGAUAGGAUCUUGUUAGUGAGGAAUCUAAAAUUUUUAUUAAAUUUAUUCAUUAUGUUAAACUGUUUUGUAUUGUUGGAUUUUGUGUAAAGAGGUUUCGUAAUAUGCAGGUUUAUAUAAUUUUAGUUUGAAUAAGGUAUCUUAAACUAUACUGCAUGCCUUAAUCAUCCAUUUAAAAAAAUCUGAGAAUUGCAAAUAUUUUUAUUUGGUGUGCAUUUAUUAGUUUCUAAAUAAAAUAUGGCAAAAAUAAUUAAAUACUUUCCUUUCCAAAAUAAUAUUUUAAAUGAACUUCUUUUCAUCUAUUCUCCAUUUUCAGUCUAUUUUUUCCCUUAAAAAGUUUAGAAAUCUUAUCUGGAAACAUCCAUUCAAAUUUAUUAAAUUAUAGUCUUUGUAUUUUCUGUAGGCGGUUCAAGGUCACAUUUUUUACCGCAUUACUGGUACCAGACAACCAAUAAUGAGGUAGAAAAUGUGACCUUCAAUCCCUACAGAAAAUACACAGGCUAUAAUAAAAAUAAAACUGCUGGUUAAACAUUUAUGUAAAAAUGACUCUUUAAAUGUAUCAUUAAGGGCUAUAACUUUUUGAAUUUUAUAUUUUUACAUUUUUUUUAAAUCCAAACUUAUUUUUCCAAAAUCAAAUUGAUUUUUUUCAUGCAUAUUUUUGAUUUAUAAAUUUAUGGAGAAAGCAGUUUAAAUAUUCCUUGUUCUAAUUUUGUGAAUAGCAGAAAACUAUAACUGUUUAUUAUUACAAUUUUAUAUAUAAUUAUUUAAAUCGUUUCUAUUUUUAUAUAUUUUACUUAUUUGUUAUUUAUUUUUCAAAAACAUAUUUAUCAAAUACCUUUUUAAAUUUCUUUUGGCAUUUCUUAAAAGAAAUGUAUUAUGUCAUGCAUUUCUUUGCUUUUUAUACGUUUUGUUGAUUGCAUUUAGCCAUUUCACACUUAUGUGGAUAUCACAAAGUAUUUAAAACAGCACUUUAAUACAUUAUGUAUAUAGUUGUAUGCUUGGAAUUGCUUGUAUAUCUGGACACUGCCAACUGUUAAGCAAUGGUCACAAAUUUUCACAUUUGGCUGUUUUUUUAAACUCUAAUAAAUCUAGAAUGUUAAUUUGCUCAAUUACAAAUAAUGGAAACUCAUAUUGCUAAUUAAUAACAGUGUUCUGUUGGAUGUAUAUUAUUUUAGUACAAUGUGAUUGACCGUUUUAGUUAAUUUAUCAGCAAAAUUGUGUUUUUAAUGUGUGUUCUUUCACAUUGUAAAACUAAAUCUUUUGUUGUUAAUAACAGUUCUUAUUAGUCUUGGUAAAAUUACAAUCAUAUGAGCAGUACAGUUACAACAUCAACUAUAAUAUUAUAACUAGAAAAACAACUAUCAAUGAAUAGUAUUUUUGGAUGAUCUAAUUAUACUAAUUUUGUUCGCUGUCUUUUAUAUAUUUAUAAUCUAGUACAGUUAAUAAGUAGAGCUUUUAACACUACCCAUUUUAGAAUACAAAAUUCAAAAAUAAGUCAUAAACUGAACAAGCCACUGAUGUACAGUUGCAUGGCAACUAGGGGACAAAUGAGUUAUAUAUGAUUUGUGUGCUAAUCUUAUGGGUUAAUAUGGAAAUAAAACAUAAGUGCUAUUAUGCCAGUUUUCAAAGUUAUGUAUGAUAUAAGGACAAAAAAAAAAAAAAAAGUACUAUUUCUUGCUUUCUGUUUAUCUUUAUCAAACCAGUGAUAAUGGCUGGGGGGGGGGUAAAAAUUAUAUUAUACCUCAGGUAAUGCAAGAAAUUGACAAUUUUUAACAUGCUUACAAAGUAGCACGAGUAUCUAUAAAACUUGAUACUUAGAAUUAAAAGCAAAAGACAAUUACAAACUUUUCACAAUCAACUGCAAAACAGUUACAAAUUCUAAUGAUGAAUGCUUUUUAAUUACAAAAUAAUGUCAAAUUUUUAUUAUUUUUAAUAUGUUCUAUUGUGAAUCAAAAUAUUUGGAAACAAUGUUUUUUUUUAUUGCAUAUUUCUCUUUCAAACAGUUUUUUACUUAGCUCUUGUUAAGUUAUCAUUUGCAUGUAUUUAUUUAUAUGCAAAGUCAGCCCCAUCUAUUUGUGAAACUUAAUAUAUCAUAAAAGCAGGCUUAUCUAUUAAUCGGUAUAAUUUCUAGAAAAUAUACUAUCAUUCAUUACAGACCAUCUACAAAUUUUUAAAUUAAGUUCAAUUUUUAAAACAACAAUACAACAUUUAAUAUAGCUAUAUAAUUGCUUAUAAUCAAGAUUUAAAUAUCCCAUUCGUGGAUUAUAUCCUUAUAGUUUAUGGAAUAUAAAUUUUAAUAUCCAUUAAUUUCUUUUUUAGAUUAUUUUUACCCAUUCAUUUUUUUAUAUAUAUAUUCCAUAUUAUUGUGUUUUGCUUUGACUGUACAGGAGAUUUCUUUGUGAUGUAGCUUAAUUAUUUUGUUGAUAAUUUCUGUGUUAGCAUUUUUGCUUGACAUUUAUCAAAUUCUAUUGGGUAGUUCCUUUUAAAACCAAAGUUGAAUUUGUAUUUAUGUUUAUGAAUAUCUAUGGACUGGUUGUAUUUCAUCAGACUGUAUCCGUUCUUGUUAUUUAAUGUUUAUUUUAUUUAAUUGCACAAAUGAUCAAAUUAUUUGUUAGUAUCAUGUUUCUUUGGUUGUUGAAGAGAAUGGAUUUUAUUAUCGAUAUGUGAAUUAUGAUUUUGGUUUUUAUUUUAUUGCAUGAUUCUUUGAAUCUAGUCUUGUCUUUUUUUCUUAAUUUGCCAAUGUCACCUUAAUAAUUAAAUUUAAUAUGUGAUAAUAGGAAUAUACCAAAUCAAUUUAAUAAUCAUAUUCACAUACAAUUCUUUCAUAUAAGUGUAUGAUUAUAUAUUAAUGAGGAAAUAACAUUAUUGUUUCAGUUAAAUUAUUUUGUUUGUAGUCAAGUUUGUUUAAAAAAAUUUUAUUCUUUGUUAAAAAUGUGAUGGAACUUGGUUAACUUUAAACGUUUUAAAUUGAAAAUCUUAAAAAAUAGAAAUGUUUUAUCUAAUUCAUGACAUUUUCCAUAUUUCUCAUUUAUUUUUAUUAAUCAAAAUUUAAAAAUUAUAAUUAUUACUUACUGAUUAUUAAUUAUGCAUUAUUAACUAAAAUUGAAUUUUAAAAUUUUUCUUUUGUUGUAUUUUUUUUCAUUUAAAUUUCAUGAAAUUAAGUUCUACUGCACAUUAUUAUUUUUACCUAUAAUUGUUAGAAGAUAUAUCUUUUAUAUUCUUUUAUAAUAGAAUUUUGUUUACUGAAUCCGGGUACUAUUUCAACAAUUGUUUUUCCUCUAUUUCUCAAAGGAAAAACAAGAAACAAUUUUAUCACUGAAAAAAAUUUUUACUCAUAAAAUAAUGCCUUAUGUUUAAUAGUAAUCUGUCAUAUCUUUCGUCCAAAGUGUUCCAUUCUUUUAAAAUUUUGCAGUAUAUUUCCGUGAUCUAUCUCUAUUUUAAUUUUUUGUAUACGAAUAAUUGUAAUUAUAAGUUAUUAUUCUAAUUUUUCUUUAAUGUUCCUAUUAUAAAUGAUAAGUGCCAUGGUUAACAAUCUGUUCUUACCUUGGAAUUUUUAUUUGAAAAAUGAUGCCACUAAAAUAUGAAUGGAAUUACUUGUGAACAAAGCAUUUUUUAAUACUAUUUUGUAUUCUUCAGUAGUUCUUCAAAGCUAGUCAAAGAUUAAAGAG
Molecule: messenger RNA, 5249 nt
Organism: Argiope bruennichi
Lineage: Eukaryota; Metazoa; Arthropoda; Arachnida; Araneae; Araneidae
Gene: Gale
Product: UDP-glucose 4-epimerase-like
Exons: 9
Coding region: 408-1469 (353 amino acids)
Biological process (GO): beta-D-galactose catabolic process via UDP-galactose, Leloir pathway
Cellular component (GO): cytosol
Molecular function (GO): UDP-glucose 4-epimerase activity
Source: RefSeq, a predicted model, not a curated record